Messenger RNA from Amaranthus tricolor (Joseph's coat), 3045 nucleotides. Its product is annotated as CST complex subunit TEN1. Gene Ontology annotation, biological process: negative regulation of telomere maintenance via telomerase. The record is from RefSeq and is a predicted model, not a curated record. NCBI's taxonomy places the organism in Eukaryota, Viridiplantae, Streptophyta, Magnoliopsida, Caryophyllales, Amaranthaceae. The transcript has 4 exons. Gene Ontology annotation, molecular function: single-stranded DNA binding; telomerase inhibitor activity; telomeric repeat DNA binding. Gene Ontology annotation, cellular component: CST complex. The coding region runs from base 279 to 602 and encodes 107 amino acids.
UUGUGGAGUUUUCAUUGUGCUCAAAGAUUCAGUAUACACAAGAAUCAGACUCACUGACUGCAAAUAUUUCUAUCAAUGGCGUCCUCUGUGGUGACGUCAGGUUCUUUGGUAAUUCUCGAAGAACUCAUACCAUCUUCUCCUCUUUUUCACCAUGGGGCUUCUCUUCGCGUUACUGGAAGGCUCGAAUGAAAUAAAAAAGACCCACUAUUUUAACCUAUGUGGACCUUUUAGUGGGUGAAAGAGAAUAGCUUGGAUCCAACAAUGAUAACGUGUGGAAGAUGAGUGAAAAACAGAGAAUGAACAAAAGAACAACAAACAAUCAACGCGACAUGUUUAUGAGGUUAUUGGAAUAUUCUGUGGAGAGCGCUAUGGCUGUUAUUGCUGAUGGAAAUGCGACGCUUAAGAUUGACACACAGCACUUGAAACUAAGCUAUCGAGUGGACUCCAUCUAUCAGUUUAUAGGAGAGCUCUACUUUGAAGUUGAAAAUCAGCCAAUACUAAAGGCACGGGUUGGUAGGAAUGUCGAUGGCUUGGACCUUAAUCUAUACCGUCAAUCCUUGCGCCUCUUGAAAGAGUUUCAGGCUGAGCAAGCUUGUAGCUGAAGAAGCUUGUGAUAGAAAUUUCAACUUAAAGGUAGUUCUUUAUUCGCGUAUGCAGUGAUGACUGAGCCGUGAGCACUCACAUUUGACACCUGCAAAUAUGCAAGUGCAACUGAGCUAUAUCUUAUUCCUUCUGUCCCAUUGAAAUAGCCCCUGAUAGUGACAUAUUGUAAAGGAAAAUGUCACUAUCGGGGGCAAAUUCAAUGGGACAGAGGGGGUAGUUAGUACCUUUUAUCACCAUAUAGUUUUAUCUUUCUUAUUAGGUUUCUUUAAAAUGUAGUAUGCACUCAAACCAAAAGUGUUAGAAGUAUAUUGCUAGUCAAAUUUCCUAAUGAAUGUUGGAUGAGGUUUUCAUGUGGUCUUGUUUUGUCAAUUGAACUGUAUUGAUUUAUCUGUAUUGGGCAUACUUGAGCGCUGCUUCGUCGAUGAAAGUUAUUUGAAGUGUGGUUAAGUUUGUUCUUCGCUAUUCUAUUCUUUGAUUAUGUGAAACAAGCUUCCCGAUUGGAUGUUCAAUUAAGUCGGGUCAUAUCAGGUUUAGGUCGUGCUGGCAAGUGUGUCCAUGCUGAAGAAAACACUUUUGGUUUAGUUCAGGCUUCGGCUAGUUCUUUUUCCAGUCAGUCAUUUCGGAUAGCUAUAGUUCUGUUUAUCUUCAUACUGUAUUUGUACCUCUUAAGCCAGGAUUCUCUGUUGCUUUGAGCUCGAGCUUGUGGAAGAAAGAUACGCGAGUAUUGGUCAAAAAAAUGUAUAAUGUAUGUUUCAUAAGUAAAUGUUAUGUUCUAUGAGCUGGAGCUUUGUGGAAGAGAGAUACGCGAGUAUUGGUCAAAAACCUAUAAUGUCUGUUUCAUCAGUUAUUAUGUGCUAGAAAUGCAUUGCAAAUGAAUGUCUGUGUAUAUUGUAUAAUGUUAAGUAUGCAACUAAAGUCUAUGAACACAUAAACAGCACAUAUUCUCUUGAACUUACUUUCAACUUUCAAGUAUAUAAACAAGUCCAGGAGAACAACUUAAUCUGAAACUGUGCUGGUCUUCUGCUAUCCAAUGUCAUUAAAAAAUAGGUUUGGACUUUUAGAAUUCAAAAAUUUUCAAAUGAAACGGUCUCAUUGUGAGACCAUAGUAAUGUUCAAUUACCUUCUUAAAUUGAUUAGUUUUAAUUAGUCUUAAAGUGAUUAUUUCUAAUAGUCUUAAAGUAAUCACUUAAGAUCAUUUACAAUCUUAAAGUAAUCAAUUAGAGAAAUAAACUUGGUUCCAUCUCAUGGUGAGAUGGUCUCAUACAAGACUUGUAGAGAUUACUUUUGGAUAGGCUAGGAAAUUAUGGGUUAAUUCAGCGGUUGAUGGUAUUUCCUUUCACCUUUUUAAGUGGUUACAUGGGUUUAGUUUCCACAACUUAGUAAAAAUUUAUCAUUUCUCCCCUUAUAUGUAGAGUCUCCCCUUAUUUGUAGGAAUUCUCUAGCUCAUAUUUGAAUUUAAAAAAAAAAAAAAAACUUUGUUUUUGUGUGAAUAGGCCAGUAUAUAAUUACUAAUGUUAAAUUGAUUUGAAUAGCAUAAAAAUAUUAUAUUCAUUUUCAGUUGGCUUUUAACAAAUUAAAUUUACUUAGAAAAAUAUCAAUAUUUAAUUAUCAAACUAAAUAUAGCUUUGAAUAACAAUACUAACCCUUAACUGUUAUUUAUGAAAAUUUACAAAAUACUAAAAUUCUUUCAAGUUUUGAAUCACAGUCACAACACAAAAUCUUAUGAAAAACUCAAUAUUUCACAAAGAAUAUCACACAGAUCAAAUAGUAUAAACAUAAAAUUUAAAUUAACUAUCAAACUAAAAACUCAAUAUUUCACAAAGAAUAUCACAAAGAAUAUCAGUUGGGUUGUCAAUGCGAGCAUUCGAUCAAUGGAGCAUCCUCGCAACACUUUUGCAGAAAUUUAGAAGCUCUAACGAUAAAAGUCUCUUUGAAAUGGGAUGCUCAGUUUGCAACAAACGAGAGUUCACCAUUCUUGACUUGUUGGUCGGAGCUCUUAUGGCCGGAAUAUCUGAUUCAAAUGUGCCAUUAUUUCAGGUCGUUAAUUGUGUAAAGAGAAGACCCAUCAAGAUUCAUCUUCAUACAUUCAUACAGCUUUGUUUGCUUUGUCUGACAAUGAUUCCACUGUAAAGAAGGCCUUGGAAGUAGACUGUUAGAGAAACAAGUUCGAGUUUCUAUCGAUAUUGUUGAAAGCUUGUUUAUCACUUGGUCAUGGAUGGAAAUUUCAGAAGCAGGAAUUCAAUCUGAUUUGUAUAACUAAAAUUACAAAAAUGAUGGAUCAUACAAUGCGCCAGGGGGUGUUAGUUUCAGUUUUCUAUAACUACAUUUUUAAAUAAUAAGCAGAGACGUAAACGGAUUUUAUGCCAGUAGGCAGUAACGCACCAGAAAAACAGCGGACUUUUAACAUCAAAUAUGCUCAAGGCCAUAAGCUCGUGGAAAAAC